This is a messenger RNA of Daktulosphaira vitifoliae (grape phylloxera), 770 nucleotides long. RefSeq lists its product as uncharacterized. Bases 41 to 679 code for a protein of 212 amino acids. The record is from RefSeq and is a predicted model, not a curated record. The transcript is spliced from 5 exons. Lineage: Eukaryota; Metazoa; Arthropoda; Insecta; Hemiptera; Phylloxeridae.
GAGCUCUAAAAUUCAUUUUAAUAAUGAUCAAAUUACUAAAAUGAUAUCAAAAAAAUACAAUCCAAACAAUAGUGAUGGGACCUGGUUUAUUUCAGAAAAGAUUGCUGGCCCAUUUGACAAAGAAAUUGAUUCAAGAAAAGUUGCUAAAGAAUGGUCGGGUACUUCAAAUGAUUGUGAAAAUGAAAGUAACUGUCCAAUUAAUGAUACUGAUUAUGCAGAGAGUGAUGAUAGUAAUUCAUCUAUUAUUACAAAUGUUAGAAACCGAAAAAAAUCAAAAAGAUACUCCUCAAAAUCUUUUAUCACUCAAAAACAAACAUUGCAAUUUCCAUGUCCCCCUAAAAAAAAAUUAAAGGGUAAUAUAGAAUCUCAAAACAAAAAAAGAAAAAUAUGUUUACAAGCAGAUCAUUCAUCAGAGCUCAUCACUGGUGAUACUACCAAUGACUAUUCUAUAGCUGUAGAAUCAUCACAGAUGGCUGCAGAAUCAGAAGACAUGAAGCUACUAGAAGUUUUAAACAAUAGUGAUGACUUGAGCAUGUCAGAGUUCAAAGAUGAAAAUUUUUGUACAGAUUCUAUUGAAGAUACUCAUUCUAACAUAAAUCAACCGAUAAUUAUUGCAAUUCCUUCUCAAAAUUUGAUCAAUCCAAUAAUUUUCUUCGGGAGCAGAAGAUCCAAGAACUAACACCAAAUUUCCAGGAUCGCAAUAGACUUUAAUUAUAUUUAAUAUUACUGUUUCUAAACCAAGACCUCUGUUUAAAUAAUCACAUCAUAAG